This is a messenger RNA of Impatiens glandulifera, 1600 nucleotides long. Its product is annotated as 7-deoxyloganetin glucosyltransferase-like. Lineage: Eukaryota; Viridiplantae; Streptophyta; Magnoliopsida; Ericales; Balsaminaceae. The transcript is spliced from 2 exons. The record is from RefSeq and is a predicted model, not a curated record. Bases 43 to 1485 code for a protein of 480 amino acids. Gene Ontology annotation, molecular function: UDP-glycosyltransferase activity.
AACUCAUAACACAAACAAAUAAAACCACUUCUACAAAAAAAAAUGGAAACCAUAGGCAAAUUUGAGCACAAGUCUCAUCAUGUAGUACUAAUCCCAUACCCAGCUCAAGGCCAUGUUAGCCCAAUGCUAAAACUCGCAAAACUCCUCUACUCAACCGGUUUCCACGUCACGUUUGUCAACACCGAAUACAAUCACGCUCGCCUCCUCAAUUCCCGAGGCCCUUCAGCCCUUGAUGGCCUGCCAGGUUUCCGAUUUUGUACCAUCCCCGAUGGCCUUCCGCCUUCGCCCAAUAUUGACGCUACUCAAGAUAUCCCUUCUCUAUGCAAUUCCACUUCCAAGAACUGUUUGGAACCUUUCUCGGAAUUGUUAGCGAAGAUCAUGGCCUCAGAUGAAUCUCCGCCGAUUAGUUGCAUCAUUUCAGAUGGUGCCAUGAGCUUUACGCUCGAUGCAGCCGAGAGGUUUGGGAUACCCGAGGUGCUCUUUUGGACCACUAGUGCUUGCGGAUUUCUUGGUUAUACUCAGUUCGAUAAUCUGAUGAAAAGAGGCAUAAUUCCACCUAAAGAUGAAAGCUAUUUAACAAAUGGAUAUCUAGACACAAUAUUGGAGUUCAUAUCCGGAAUGAACGACAUCAAGCUAAGGGAUCUCCCUUCCUUCCUCAGAACCACCGAUCCCAAUGACUUGAUGCUUAACUUCAUCAAACGAGAAACAUCCAGAGCUUCAAUGGCUUCCGCCAUUAUCAUAAACACCUUCCAUGAAUUAGAAUCUCAAGUUCUCAACUCACUUUCCUCCUUCCUCCCCCCAAUUUACUCCAUCGGUCCACUCAACCUCAUAUCCAUUAAACCCACCACCGACGAAAUCCUAAAAUCCAUCGGUUCAAAUCUAUGGAAAGAAGAAACAGAUUGCAUUGAUUGGCUCAAUUCCAAAAAACCCAGAUCAGUAGUUUUAGUAAACUUCGGUAGCAUAACAGUCAUGUCAUCCGAUCAAAUGAAGGAAUUCGCAUGGGGUUUGGCCAACAGUGAAAUACCCUUCUUGUGGGUAAUCCGACCGGACCUGGUUAUCGGAGAGUCGGCUAUGUUGCCACCGGAAUUUGCAUCGGCGACUAAGGAAAGAGGGAAGUUAUCGAGUUGGUGUCCUCAAGAACAAGUUCUUCAGCAUGAGGCAAUUGGUGGGUUUUUGACACAUAGUGGAUGGAAUUCAACCCUUGAAGCGAUUUGCGGUGGGGUGCCGAUUUUGUCUUGGCCAUUUUUUGCAGAGCAACAGACGAAUUGCAGGUAUUCGUGUGUUGAAUGGGGGAUUGGAAUGGAGAUUGAUAAUGAUGUGAAGAGGGAGAAAGUUGAGAUGUUGGUUAAGGAGAUGAUGGAAGGGGAGAAGGGGAAGGAGAUGAAGAUGAAAGUUAUGGAAUGGAAGAAGAAAGCAGAGGAAGCUGUUUUAGGGCCAAAUGGAUCUUCUUAUAUUAACUUUCAAAAGCUUAUUAAAUCUAUUUAGGUUGAUGAAUAGUUUGUUGGUUUAUGACUAUAUGAAUGAAUCAUGUCAUUUGUAUAAGGUUGUGUUUGUUGAAAUAAAUGUCAAAAUAUUGUUAUCUUAAUAACACUAUUCUUAU